Paramacrobiotus metropolitanus is the source of this 1464-nucleotide messenger RNA. Its product is annotated as translation initiation factor IF-2-like. The record is from RefSeq and is a predicted model, not a curated record. Lineage: Eukaryota; Metazoa; Tardigrada; Eutardigrada; Parachela; Macrobiotidae. Bases 111 to 1244 code for a protein of 377 amino acids. The transcript is spliced from 2 exons.
UGUAAUCCUUUCCAUCGCUGCUUAAUGCUUUAGACGUUAACCGAAACAGCACACUUCGCAUGUACCACUUUGAUUUCCGGUCUGCUCAGAAAGUACUGUAAAAUUAAACAAUGUGCCAAUAUUUUUCAUCUGGUUUAUUCUACCUCUCUCUGUUAGCAUAUUCGCAAUGCAUAUCCGCCAUUUUAACCGGUCAGCAAGCGGUGGCCCAGCGUCCCAAUUUUCGGUACAUAAAUCGCCAGUUUCAAGGAUCCAGCGCCCCGACGUAUGACACAUUCGACAAUAAUUACGAUCCAGACCAGGAUUUCGAUUACGGAACCGGCAAUCAGCAGGAGGGAUAUGAUUCCACUUAUUCACUGCAUCCCGAAGCCAAUGCACAGUCGAACUAUGAUUCAACGGAUGAUAGUGCAGAAAGGUCACCGGUGGGUGGCACCGGCGGCAGACAGGAUCCGGUGCGACCAUUUGAUCCAGCACGCACACCGACAAAUAGCCAGCUAGAUGUCAAUGAUCCUGGAGUGUUGUACUGGACAUCUAGAGACUCUCCGGCAUCUGUCAUUUUCCUUAUAGGUGGCCAGAUAUAUUCAAGCGGCAACCGUAACCCCGCUCCCCCUCGCUAUCCAGGCGGCCCCGGCAUGAGCGACGUCCAGCAACCGAACCGCCGCCCGCUUCUUCCUUGGCCUCAGCCCAGACCCAGUCAAAACACUUCCCGGCCGCAACCACCUAACCGACCGGUCCGGCCGCCCAUGAACACCAACACCGGAUAUCCCAUGGAGCGUCCCGAUAUCCUCCAGGACACCGGACGUCCUUCCUACAACCAACCCAAUCGCCCACGACCGUCGUUCACUAGCAACUCCAACCGCCCAUCGUACCAGAACACCGGCAAUCAGAUUCCUAUCUGCCGCACUGAGCCCGGCUCCAAUUCACAGCCGGUUCGACCUCCCAUGUCCGGCAGACCAGGCCGCCGUCCCGGAACAGGAGAUAUUCUAGCGGAUCCCGGGCGAGGGAAUGUGUUCAUUCAGGGCUUAGGACAAGGAGGACAAGACGAGACUGAUGGAUAUUAUCAGGGACCGGAGGGCUAUAAUAAUCCUUACACAAACAUUGAAAGCCAACAGCGACCGUCGUGGCCAGUGGAUUAUGGCCGGGAUGGUGAGCAAACUGAGACGCAAACGAUUGCCGGUAUUAAAGCGGCAGCGGGAUGGCUUUUGUUUCGCAUCAUUCCUGAUGCGGUUCGUCGGCUGGGGCACUAAACAAUCGAUGCAAAAACUAGUAAUUAACAACCAAAAGUGCUGGCUGAACCGCUGCUCUUUGAGAUUGUUAGAAUUACGUUGUUAAGGAGUCAAUAAAAAUACCCCAUUUAACGAGGUAAUUGAAUCAUGAGAACAUAAAAUAUGGCAUUUCAUGGUCGAUGAUUCAAUCUGUUAAAUUUGCAGAAGCAACGGAGAUAAUAUGAUAAAUGCUGGUGAUAAA